AUGGCGCGGUCGAGCUGGUCAAUGCAAAGCAAAUUGCUACUUCAACGGUACAGAAAAAAGACCAUGCCAGAAGCAGCACGAGCUGUUGCAGCUGCAGCUGUAGCUCAUCGCUUACAAGGUUCAAAGGAGGACCGGAAGCUGGCCAUUGUUUUGGUUGGCUUGCCAGCUCGUGGUAAAACCUUCACUGCAGUUAAGCUUACAAGGUACCUUCGUUGGUUGGGUCAUGAAACUAGACAUUUCAAUGUUGGGAAGUAUCACUGUCUGAAGCAUGGAGCAAACCAGUCUUUAGAUUUUUUCCGUGAUGAUAAUCCUGACCGUAUUGAGGCACGUAAUGAGGUGGCUGCUUUAGCAAUGGAGGACAUGAUAGAUUGGAUGCAUGGUGGAGGUCAGACUUGCAGUGUCAUGGUGAUAUACAUAUACCAAGAAAGAAGCAACAUUAGCUCAACCAAGGUCUCAAAAGGUGCAUAA
Molecule: messenger RNA, 468 nt
Organism: Miscanthus lutarioriparius
Lineage: Eukaryota; Viridiplantae; Streptophyta; Magnoliopsida; Poales; Poaceae
Source: the annotation of a GenBank genome assembly